AAUGCAGGAAGCUGACCUUGUUGCAAAGAUGCUACGAGCUGUUCUUCAGUCACACAAAAAUGGAGUGCCUUUGCCAAAGCUUCAAGGGGAGUACAAAUCUUUGACUGGAGACUGGAUCCCUUUCAAGCAACUAGGACAUGCUACACUGGAAGGAUACUUGAAGAGCGUCCCAGGAGUUGUCAGGAUAGAAGUUAAUAAAAUGGGUGAGAUAACUUGCCAUGCUGUUGCUUGCGCAGAGACUGCGCGAAUUGCUCAACUGGUGGCUCGCCAGAGAAGUUCAAAAAAGAAAGUGGGACGACAAGUAAACUGCCAAAUGAGGCUGAAGAACACAGCUCCAUUCUCAUUAGUAGGAAAGCCAAAAGGAACUUUGAGGCAGCCGGGGUUAAUGAUUAUACCAGACGAAGGCAGCAGAAGACCUAUACCUCCUGUGCAGAGAAGCAGGGGGAGUUCAUAUGGAAUUGCGAAACCCAGCAUGGAGACAUUUCCAUAUGUUUUGCCCUCAAUAGUUGGAAGUGGACCAUCCAAAGAGGCUCCAAUGCAGAGACAUGUGACAAUGAUAAACAGACCAGAAAAAAGAUUAACACUUCCUCCACGGUUUCAGAAAGAACUUCAAGUGCAUCUUUCAAGAAGGCCUUCUGUGGAUUCGGAUGACCAUUUGAAUGAACCUAUUCAAGAAACGCACAAAAUCCCAUCCAGUCUUCCUAAUUCUAAUGUAAAUGAAGUUCAGAAUCGUAUUAGAGGAAUUCUGACUAAAUACAGCAAUGGUAUCUGGUUAUCAAAGAUACCACAGUUUUACAAGGAGAUGUAUGAGGAGGAACUUAAUACAGAUGUACUUAAACAACUUGAACAUUGGCCUCAUAUUUGCAUGGUGGAAACAGCAUGCACUAGUGGGCAAACAGAUGUACUCCUUUACCCUGCUAAGAAAACAAAACAUUUUAUAAAGAGUGGUUUAGAUCAUGAAAGAAAAUCUCAAAACCUUCCUUCUUCAAAAGCAGACCCUUUGCUAAAACCAAUUAUGGAGAUCAAAUCUGCUUCACAUAACAGUGACUUCAAACAGAAAGUUGCAGAAAUUUUGCUUAAGUAUUCCAGUGGUCUUUGGGCUAAUGCACUUCCCAAGGUGUAUGAAGAUGCAUACAAAAUAAAAUUUCCUGAAGAUAUUUUGAAUAAUCUUGACUUACUAUCUGAUGUCUGUACUGUGGACCAAAUAUGUGACAAUCCCAAAAAGGCAAUCCUUUAUGCUAAACCGCAAAAGUCUGUUGAUGAGAAUCUGAAUGUCACUGAAAAUAUCCACAUACACAAAGAUAUUAAGGCAGUGGUGGAGCAAGAGCACGCUCUACUAAUGGAAGAGGCGAAGCAACAGUGUCCAGAAAAUUUAACUGUCCCUCCUUUAAUUGUUCCAGCUGAAGCAUCCCCAUCCGUAUUGAUAGUAGAGCUGUACAACACUAAUGAAGUUGUCAUCAGGUAUGUGGGAAAAGACUAUUCUGCUGCUCAGGAACUGAUGGAAGAUGAGAUGAAAGAAUUUUAUAGUCAGAAUCCACCAGCAUUACUAAUACAGUCUGUAAGUCCAGGACAGCUUGUUGCUGCACAUGCUGAAGAAGAUGCCUGGUUGCGUGCUCAGAUAAUUGCAGUUGAAGACAACAGAAUGAAGGUAUGCUAUGUCGAUUAUGGUUUCAGUGAGUUUAUUGAAAACAACAAAGUAUACAAACUAGACAAGCAGUUCCAUUCACUUCCAUUCCAAGCUGCAAAAUGUAAAUUAGCAGGACUGGAAGUCUUUUGUGAUGAUCCUGUCUUAGUGAAAAUAGUUGAAUCACAAACCUGUGGAAAGAUAUUUGCUGUGGAAAUAUUGGAAAAAAGUGAGAUUCCUCUUGUUGUGCUGUAUGAUACAUCAGGAGAGGAUGAUAUCAACAUAAAUGCUACCUGUUUGAAGGCCUUGUUUGACACAUCACUUGAACUGCAUCUUCAGGUAGAUGCUCUAUAUACAAAUGUUAAGGUAACCAAUGUUUGCUCUGAUGGAACCAUAUAUUGUCAACUCCCAUCAAAGGGCUUGAUCAAAUUAUGUGAGAUCUUACAGAAGUUAGAAGACUACUUACGUUAUAAGCAGACAACAGAUUAUUCCGUCUCAUUACCUUUUUGUGGCAAAGUCUGUUUGUUCCAUUGUAAAGGAAAAUGGGCACGUGUGGAGAUAACAAGCGUUCACAGCAGCCGGGCACUUGAUGUGCAGUUCAUGGAUACAGGAACAGUUGCAUCUGUAAAAGUAACAGAGCUUAGAGAGAUCCCACCACAAUUCCUGAGAGAAAUAAUCACAAUACCACCCCAGGCUACGAAGUGCUGUCUAGCAGAUCUUCCCCUUAACAUUGGCAUGUGGACUCCAGAUGCUGUGCUUUGGCUUAGAGAUACAGUAUUAAAUUGUCCAGAUUGCAGCAUUAAGGUUGCUAAGCUGGAUGACUGGAAGAGAAUUGCACACAUUUAUUUGUUCACUCCCAAGAACUUCCCAGAUCCAGAUCGUAGUAUCAAUCGGCAGAUCACUAAUGCUGACUUGUGGAAGCAUCAGAAAGAUGUUUUCUUAAGUGCUGCUCCCAGUGGAGUUGGCUCUUUAAAGGGAAAAAGUGAUGAUCUCCCUGCUUCAGAGUUGAUGAGUAUGGGUCUCAAGAAAUGCAUCGUUGAAUCGGUCAAGACUGUUCUAGAACCUAGCAGUGAGGUGUCUACCAUUUGUAUGCCCCCUCCUCUACCUUUAUCGAAGCCUGGGGAACACAUGGAUGUAUAUGUUUCAGUUGCCUGCCACCCUGGUCACUUUGUUGUCCAGCCUUGGCAAGAACUACAUAACCUAGAAGUCCUUAUGGAAGAAAUGGUUCUAUAUUAUAGCAUGGCAGAAGGCAGACCUGUGACUGUUCAGAAAAACAAACUCUAUGCAGCUAAAGUAGAAAAUAAAUGGUACAGGGUGCUGAUAAAAGGAAUUCUGACAAAUGGGCUAGUAUCGGUUUAUGAACUGGACUAUGGCAAACAUGAGGUGGUCAGCGUCAGGAAAGUACAGCCUCUAGUAGACACGUUCAGAAAACUACCAUUUCAAGCUAUAACAGCCCAGCUUGCAGGAGUGGAAUUCCAGCAGUGGUCAGAAGAAGCAUCAAUAGUGUUUCGAAAUCAUGUAGAGAAGAAACCCCUGGUGGCACUGAUACAGGCAGUUAAUGAAAGCAGUAAUUCUUGGGACCGAAAAAUAGUAACAUACUUAGUGGACACCUCACUACCUGAUACUGAUAAAUGGAUUCAUGAUUUCAUGUCUCAAUAUCUUGUGGAGAUUUCAAAGGCUAAUUAAUCACUGCUUCUGAAACCAUAACAACUAAUCCAGAUUCUUUAGCAAUAAAAAAAUAUAGCAGGAUUUUUAAAGAUAAAUUUAACUGUUCUUUCAUGGUCUUGAAUGAAUAAUAUAUAUUAUACACAUAUAUACAUUUAAUAUGAAGGCAAUAGGUUUGAAAAAUUGGAUGCUUGCAGUCUGUGAAAGAGAUUUAACAGGCUUUUUUGCUUUUAUUUUACAAUGAGUUGACUUUCCAAGAACUUGCACUUUGUUUACAACUGUAGUAUUAGAAUGUUGGAGUGAAGAAUACAGAACAAGAAAAAAAACAAAAAUGUUAUUUAUCAUUAAAAUUUGCUGGUAACUUGCCUUUAUUUUCCUUCUUGGACUUUUUUUAGGCUUCUCAGACCUAAUACAUUUUGAGGCUUAUUAAACUGCUUACAAAGUUUCUGCUGCACAGCUUCUCCCCUCAGUGUUAAAUAAAUACCUGAUUCACAUUUGAA
This is a messenger RNA of Gavialis gangeticus (Gharial), 3789 nucleotides long. It is a transcript of the gene TDRD7, whose product is annotated as tudor domain containing 7. The record is from RefSeq and is a predicted model, not a curated record. Lineage: Eukaryota; Metazoa; Chordata; Crocodylia; Gavialidae. The coding region runs from base 2 to 3310 and encodes 1102 amino acids. Gene Ontology annotation, biological process: lens morphogenesis in camera-type eye; spermatogenesis; lens fiber cell differentiation. The transcript is spliced from 16 exons.